Molecule: messenger RNA, 291 nt
Organism: Ambispora leptoticha
Lineage: Eukaryota; Fungi; Glomeromycota; Glomeromycetes; Archaeosporales; Ambisporaceae
Source: the annotation of a GenBank genome assembly
AUGUGUAAAAAACAUCAUAUAGGAGCAGCAACAUAUCAAAAAAUCAUUGAUAAUCAAAGGCCUCCUGAACCGACUGAAGAGUGGUAUAAAAUCUUAGAAUCUGUCAACAUCUCUGAUCAGAUUUCAAAAAAUAAUCAGGAAUCUUUACAGCUGGUAAAUACUGAGCAUGAUACCUCUUCUUCUAAUAUACAAGAAGAUGAGAUCAUUUAUAUAAAGCAUCUUGGAGAUGAUAAAGAUGAUGCAAAUUCUUAUAUAAGGCUGAAUACAGUAAUUAGUGAACGAAAAGAUAAG